Messenger RNA from Gigantopelta aegis, 1060 nucleotides. RefSeq names its product protein still life, isoform SIF type 1-like. Bases 461 to 1024 code for a protein of 187 amino acids. The record is from RefSeq and is a predicted model, not a curated record. The transcript is spliced from 7 exons. NCBI's taxonomy places the organism in Eukaryota, Metazoa, Mollusca, Gastropoda, Neomphalida, Peltospiridae.
GGGAAAUUGACCUGUGUGUACAAACAUGUGGAAGUCUUCUUCGUGAAGCACAGUAUUAAUUGCAGUGUACAUUGAGAACUGGAUCCAACUGUAUUCAGAUAUUUCUGGCAUGCAAUGGAAUAAAUGUUGAAAAGGUUACCAUGGUAAAAUGGAUUGCAGCACUGUGUGCUAUAUUGAGCCAGAUCUAGACAUUGUUGGGCCACUUGUGUACACUGGAUGAAAGCCGCCAGAGCAGACAGUGAAAGCAAUUUUACAGGAUUUUAAACAAAUUUACAAAAAAUCUGCAUCCAUGGAUGAAAUGAAGAUGUAACAAUGUUUCGUCUGAGUGCAUGGACACCUCUCUAGAUGUUGUCAUGGAUAUAUUAGCAUGGAUUGAGCAUUCUGCGGAUGCUAUGCUGUUUGAGAGUGAUUCACCUGUGGUAGUGAAUGUUGGGCGACACCUGAAAUGAUGAGUUGAAUUAUGGGUAACAAGCUGUGCGCGCCGCUGCUAAAGAGGAGUUACCGAAAUGAGAGUUACCCAUGGCAUGCGCGGAAAGAUUCACAUCUGCUGAGGUUGUGGGCAGAUGUGUUUCAGGUUCAUGGGAAUGGCGAAUACAUGCGAUGGCAGCGUGUGUCUGAUGACGUGGUCCCAAUCAACAUCACCUGCAUCGAAGACACGCCCAGUACCGUUUUCCAGAUAACAGCGUACAACAGACAUGUCGAGAAGAUCUUCGACGUCAAAAUUUCUCAGCCAGGUACGAUCAUCUGCCCCGCCACAGAAUGUUUUGUUCACUGGCGUGACCCGGUGAGCGGCUGUGAGUGGGGUCUCAACUUCCAGACACCGACCGACGCCUGCCGCUUUAAAGACUGCUGCUCAUUUCCCACACAACGAUUUGCACGGAAGGCGUCGUCUGCCAAUUCUCUCCAGCUCAGUCCGCCCAAGAGAGUUCGAAGCAAGACAGCUUCUGCAUCUUCUCCUAGCUCUCCAAGCCACCAGCGUCAAGGUCAAGGCCAGGCCGAUCAGAGUGAGGACGGGACCCUGUGAUCAUCUCGAUGUGGCUGUUGUGCGCGUGCAGCAGCG